Limulus polyphemus (Atlantic horseshoe crab) is the source of this 8936-nucleotide messenger RNA. Its product is annotated as armadillo repeat-containing protein 5-like. Bases 156 to 3758 code for a protein of 1200 amino acids. Gene Ontology annotation, molecular function: protein binding. Gene Ontology annotation, biological process: anatomical structure morphogenesis. The record is from RefSeq and is a predicted model, not a curated record. The transcript is spliced from 6 exons. NCBI's taxonomy places the organism in Eukaryota, Metazoa, Arthropoda, Merostomata, Xiphosura, Limulidae. Gene Ontology annotation, cellular component: cytosol.
UUACCCAGUUAUUGCAAGUCAUAUAAAUACUUAAAAUAAGCCUUGAAAUAUUUGAUCUACGCCAUCCACUGACUUAUUUCAAAUUUUUAUUUUAUAAUGUAUUUAGUCUAUUAAGUUUUAAUUUCAAUUGUUAUUUUUGUUUGAAAUGUUUCACUAUGUCCAGAAUUUGCAAAUAUACGGUAGGCAAUCCAUCAAUUUCAACUUCAUCUUAUACUUCUUGCCAGACUCCUAGCUUGAGUUCGGCUCCCGAUUCUAACGACAUUCAAGAUUUACUUCUAAAACUAAGAAGUGGUUCGUUUAAAGAAAUUUACAAUAGUCUUGUAAAUUUGCGAAAAAAAUUCCUUAAGCAGCCUGAUGGUGUUAAGAAGCUGCUACAGAAUGGGGGUAUUAAAAUACUGUUGCAGUUUGUUGAAAAACCUAAGUUUUCUGACUUGGCACUAAGUAUUUUAGCAAACAGCUGUCUUGAUGAUGAAGUGAGACAGGAGGUUCUUUGCAGGGAUGGUAUCAAAACUGUUGCGCUGGUGUUUCGGUGUCUUGCUUCUGAAAGCAUUCAGAAUAGAGCUUGUAGGGCUUUAGCAAAUAUAGCUCUCAGCCCACAAGGUUGUAAUGCUGUUCAUGAACAGAAGGUUCUUCCUUUAGUGGUAAAACUUUUGACUUCAACCAAAAAUCCGGGAUGUCAACAGACAGCACUGAGAACUCUAAGAAUAUUAGGUAACACAGUUGAGCAUAGACAAGAAAUAAUCUGUCAAGAAGGUGUACUCCUUGCAGCUGACCUACUGUCAUCAGAAAACAAAGAUGUGGUUAUUGCCAGUGUCAAGACCUUAUCUUCUUUAACUAAGCAGUGCAGUGUAGAAUGUGCUCAACAGAUACAAGAAGGGCGAUCUUUGCCAGUCCUUGUAGAGAUGAGCACAUCUACAGAAAAACCAAUCCAAGAAGAUGCUCUCAUCAUUUUAGUGAAUUUAGCUGGACAGACAGCAAUACGUCCAGAAUUGGGGAAUGCUGGUGCUAUUCCUGUAUUUGUAGAACAAAUCAAGAGUUCAGAAAAUGAGAGGCCAGGAACAGCUGCACUUGUGACAGCUCUUUGCUACUGUUGUCGAGAGGCUAUCAACCGUGUUAGGAUUAGGGAUGCACAAGGAUUGAAGAUUCUACUGGAUAUUUUAAGAGAUACUCAGAAAAAACCUUUACAUUCACGAAUCAUCACUUCCCUCUUGGCUUUCCGAUAUGAUGAGGAAAGUUUGGAUGCUCUCUUGAAUCUAGACAUGCUCUCAGUGCUAGUGGAGCACAUGCAGCUCUUCAUUGAUGAACACAGAGGAGAUCAUAGAGUGAAAUCAAAACCUGAUUGCAAUAGUAAGAAGACCAAAGCUGAUGGAUUGGUAGGUGCUGUAGUAAAAGAUGAUGUUAAACAUUGUAACAGAGAGUCAAGCAGAACCCAACAAAUGGAAACAUCUUCUACAUUCAACUCAAAGCAUCAACAAAUAGUAGAGAUCUGCACAAAUUGUACCCAGAGUGCUGAAAGCAAAAAAAAGCAAAAUAGUCUUAACCACUUUGUUGACAUUGAUAAAUCAAGUGAUUCAGUCAUCAAAAGUAAUGAACCUAAAUGCACUGAGAUACAAUCUGAAAUCAAGUCAUCUCAGACCAAAGGUGAUGAAUUUCAAUCGUGUAUAGAUUCUUUUAUGUCUGUAGGUGAACAACGUUCUUCAUCGGCUAACUCUCUUGCGACUGAUCAUUUUGAACUCAUGCCAUCCAUAAAUGUUCUCAAGGCUGAAGGUGACAAAAAAGACUUUGAAGCAAUAGAGUAUGGGAGAAAUUUUAAGGAAUUUCUUAACCAGGAUGAUGAUAUUUUGGAUGAAGAAGUUGCAAGUAUGACACAAUCACUUCAGAAGUCUUCAUCUUCAUCAAGAGUGUUUUGUAUUCAUAGCCCAAGCUAUCAGCAGGUACAGAAUGAACUGGUGUUAGAUGAGAAUCAGAGUCUCAGUUAUGUUUACUCAAGGGAUUUUCUUAGUCCAAGCAGUGCAUUAAGCUACUGUUAUUCACCAGAUAGAUAUUCAGUGGAUUCAAACCUAUCACCAGUCAUGUACAGUCCACAACACUCCCAGUCAUCUGGUGUAUCACCAGGUACAACAUCACCCAUCUUUCAGUUUACAGACACUACAAGUGUGUGUUUUUCCCCAAAAGAUUUUGAUGUUUUGUAUUCUCCCCCUUCUUCUCCAGAGUCUCAGGGCUCCCCAGAUGGUUCGCUUGAUGUUUCUGUACCUUGCUAUUCUCCUGUAUGUGAAGAAUGUUUUUCAGACAGUGAAGAAGGUAAAGAAAAGAAUAAGGAUGGUUUAUCUUGUGCAGCUUCAGCAGAAUUGUGUACUACAGUAUUACAAAAAACUGAUUUUGGAGUUCCGUUGAAUAAAGGUAGACUGUCAUCCAAAGAAACUGCAGCUGAAAUGUGGAAACUUUCUUCUAAAAAAAGAAAAAGGUUUCAAAGACCUUGUUCAUCUACAAUUUCAUCUUCAACCCAUAAACAGGAAAAACGUAGCAGGCAUGAUUCAGCAGCUAGUGCAUCUACACAGCGCAGUGACGUAGAAGAUGAAAAAGAUAAUGAACACACUGUAGGUGGCAUUAUUUUACUUAUUUUCUCACAGCUCUCUCAGGUAGAGAAAUUCUGCCCUUGGCUAGCCACCUCCAAAGCAUGUGUUCAGGUACUAUUAAAUUACCUGACAUCUCUCUCUUUCCCUUCUCCCAGAGCUGAACGUAUCUUGUUAAGAUUAACAAGUAAUUAUCAAGGUUUUGAAAAACUUGUGGGUUUUGAAGUGGUGAUUAUGUUAUUAGAGCAGCUAGAAUUAAAACAUGACAUAAAGUUGUGUUGGAGCUGUCAAAGGUUAGAGAUGCUUCAAAAAAAACUUUUCAUCAAUUUAAGGAUGAUAGCUGAGUCAGAUUAUGGCAGAGGAGUGUUAUCUCAUGUUCUCUUAGUUGGGCAGCUUUUUGAAAAGAUCACACAUGUUAUAGCAAUUCCUCUUGUUGUUAGACGAAAGUCACUUCUUGAAAACCUGAUGAUAAAGUGCAAAGGACUGGAUGUAUUACUGGACGUUAUUCAAAAUCAAGACUCCCCACUCUUCCCUUCUUGUGUGAGAAGCCUCUCAAUGCUAUGCUGUAACCUGGGUGUUGAGUCACUGAAUGAUUCUCAAGGCAGUAGAUUAUCUUUUCCUUAUGCAAAAUGUAAAUAUGCUGCUGAAAGUUCAACUUCUGAUGUUUCUUUUGUGCUCAGUGAUGGUGCUGCUGUUAAAGCAAACCGUGAGAUACUUAGUAGAAACUCUGACUACUUUAGUGCUAUGCUUCAAGGAUCAUUUUUAGAGUCAACAAAGCACACACUCUUUCUCCCAGAUGUGCCCAGUGAUGCCCUGAUUUUGGUGUUUCAUUAUUUAUAUAACUGUGAUUGUCCAGCUCUGAAAAAAGGGUCAUUGGGAACAAUGUUGGAUACUCUAACUCUCUGUGACAGAUUGUUACUCACAGAUUUACAGAGACAAUUAGCAGAAGCUAUUCUCCAACAUCUGACCCCAGAAGAAACUUGUGAUAUUUAUUAUCAUUCCAAACAACACAACUGCAUUCCACUAAAAGAUGCAGCACUAAAGUUUGCUAUGGUAGGAAAGAUGACACAUGUGGAGCGUUGUUGCUGUUUGGCUGAGCUGCUGAAAUGUCCAGAUGAUGUUGUACCUGAUAUUCGUUCUCUAAUAAUUGGAUGCUUUCCUGAGAUCAAAGACCAAGGACAGUAAAGACUGUCCACAUUGCUAGAAUGUGUAUUUGACUAAUUUUUAAGAUAUUAAAACCAAGAAAAGGAAUAGCUGUCAAUUUUACAUUCAACUUUGUUUUUCUUUCUACAGGAAGCAAAAAAGGAAAUUUGUUGCAUAUUACGAGGAGGGACAGUUGAAUGUUUUAAAUUUUAUCCAUGAAUAAUUUAGUAUUAGACUCUAUUAAAAUCCCUGUCAAUCUACCAGCUUAUUUCAUGUAAAAAGUAAAUUGUUUCCUUCCUAACAGCUUUAUAUAAAAAAAAAUUGGACUGUAGGAAAAUUUCGUGUUUGAAAUAUAAACUGUGUAGUGUAGUACACCUGAUAUAAAUGUGAAAAUAUAUCUGUGGUACUUAUAUUUAGUAGUUAUGGUUCUCCUUGUCAGUUACAAAAAACUAACUGUGAAUAUACUUUCCAUUAGAUAAAUAGCUUUUAAGGUCCUGGAAUUGUGGGUAACACAUCGUAAGCUAGUUGUGAAGUUUCUUAGACCCUAAAAAUGUGGUUAAUGUCACACCCUCUAGUUAAUUAGUUUCUGGGGCCCUCUAUGGGUAAUGCAACAUUAACUUGUUAAUUAGCUUCUGAUAUCUUUCAUCAGUUAAUGCAUCAUUUGCUCAGUAACAUGUUUCUGAUAUCCUCCAGCUUGGGUUAAUUCACGAUUUACUAGUAAUCUAUUUUCUGAGGCCAUUCAACUGUGCAUAAUGUAUCUUUAUCUAUUUGAUUAGUUUCUGAAAUUCCCUGGUUUCUGAGGUCCUCCAACUGUAGAUAAUGUAUCAUUUGCUAGUUGAGUAGUUUCUGACAUCAUUCAGCUAAGGUUAAUUCAUAAUUUAUUAGUAGAGUAGCUUCUGAAGUCUUUAUACUGAGGGUAAUGCAUUUUCUGUGUGAUGACUAGUGUAUGAGGUUCUCAGCUAUGACUAAUCCAUGGUUGAUAAUUUUAUGAGGUGUCCUCUUGUUCUAGAUAAUACAUCACUUAUUAGUUGAUUUGUUUCUGAUGACCUUCAGCUGUGUUAUUUGCCAAUGCAUUGUCUGUUAGUUGACUAGACUUUUGGGUUAUUGCUACACCUUUUAGUUAACUAGAGUCUGAGGUUGUCUAGCUGAGUUUAUUGCAUUAACUGCUAAAUUACUAGUUUUUAAGUUUCUCUAGUUGUAGUCAGAGGUUCCUCAGAAGUAAUAAGUGGAUUAUCUGAUAACUGUAUAGUUUCAGAAGUGGUAUAGUAAUUGAUGCUUUUUUUAACAUGUCUGUGGUUCAUCAUCUAUAGUUCAUGUAAUAGUUGAUUCAUGACAAGUAUCUGAGGUAAGAUCCUCCAUUAAUGAUCUUUGCAUCUUAUAUAUACUGCAAACUGUCUGUCUCCUGUUUGACAAGCUGCAUACUCUGGCAAAGCUCAACAUUCACUUUUGAAAUGACUGGAGAACAGGCAUGGAUAAUGUUGAUUCCAAAUUUUAUUUCACAAGCAGGAUAUUCUAGACUAAAUUGUUAGGAAUUAAUCACACUAUCAUUCACAUUUCAAACUAUAACUGUAGAUUUAUUGUAUGUUGUAGCUGAGUAGUUCUUAGCAUGACUGAAAUGCUCAACAAUUACUUUUCUCGGUGGCUGGUAUGAGUGGCUCAGAGCUUUGGCUCUGAGUGAAACCAAGAGUGCAACACAGUUAACCUUUUUAAUGUCCAUGAAAUAAGUUAAAAUGAUAGAUUAACUUAAACUUUUCCUGUCACUGGGUAUGGGUACUUUUGCUUAUUAUCUCAUAGCUUACAAAUUUACAUGCCUCUAAUCUUUGCAUCAUCUUAGAAUUGAUCAGUUUCUGAAUAACUUCUUUUUUUGCAGGUUUUUGAAAAUUUUCUUUUGUAAAAGACUAAUAUGCAACGUUUAAGACCAAGAAUAUUUGGAAGUAUUUUGUAAUGGUCUUUACUAAAAAAUGACUGAAGUUUGAAUACAAAGGGAAAAGUAUUUUGCAAUUUGUCAGCAUUUCUACUCAUUUUAGGAUAGCUGACUAGCAUUUUUAAAAGCAAUAACUCAGUGAUAAUCCAGCAGCUAGGAGAUUACUUUCUUUUCUACUUGUUAACCAGUUUCUGCAUUUUAGAAAAUUGAUACUUAAUAAUAAUCAUUCUCAAUAAAGACCAAGUUUUCAAACUCUGGAAAAGGGUAAAGGAAGUUUUUAAUUUGAAUGUAUAUUUUUUAUUUAUUGUAACCUUGACUAUGCUAAAUUUAUGUGAGAACAGCUUUUGUGCAACUAGCAGUCGUAACGUUUGGACAGUGUCCUGUCUAACAUACAGCUUAAAACCCUCAUAAGUCCAUUGUCACUACCAAAACUGAUGUCACUAUUGUGACUACUACAAAGCCUGUGACUAUCUCUGACAUGGAACUACAUUAAUAGAUACAACACUGAUCACUUUAAUCUGGAUCUGAGUUUGUUGAUAAUACAGAAACCACACCUAGUUUUAAUAAGAGGUCAAUUUCAUAGAUAUCACAAAAACUUUGAUGUCCAUCAUAAAACUUACAGGUAGCCUGUAAUUAUUGUCAUAGCCAGGCCUGGCUUCAGCUCCUCUCCAUUUGGGAAGGCCAGUGGAGCUGUUGUUGACUCUUCUUAGCAAUUUGAAAAAAAUCAUACAAUUUUUAAAAAUUAAUAAUAUGGUUUUUAAACUGCUAUAGAAAAUGAACUUGAAUGGGCCAGAGUGAAGUUAUGGGGUGCAUGGCCCACCCCUAGUGCUGAUCCUGGUCAUAGUUUCCAUCUAAUACCUUAAAGGAAAUUUGAGGUUACUGCUUUAUAUUCCACUAAAGCCAUAGUUCUAGUUGGAGAUCGCUAUCGUGGCUACCAUUUAAUUUCUUAACUGUUGUAUGAAGUUACUGAUAAUAUUAUCAAAAGUUCAAAACUCUAAUUUGGGAUCGUUGUCUUAGGCUACCUUUAAACCCCAUAUCUCUAUCUCUAACAUUUCCAAAACCUGUAAUUCUAGUUUGAGAUCACCAUCAUAACUAACUGUAAUUCCAUUAACUGUCAAGAUAGAGCUCAUAAUUCUUUAUUUGAAAUUAGCUUAGAUACUUUUCAUCAAACUUUGUGGUUUCCACCAUAUUCCAGAACUGUGGUUGAUAUAAAGUGAAAGAAUCAUAUGGGUAGCAUAUUGGAAAUGUAAAACUUCAGUGAGUUUUUUCCACCAUGGUCUAGAACUGUGGUUGAAACAAGAUUGAGAGUUGUACGGGUAUUGUAUGGGAAAUGUAGAACUUUAGUUGGCUUGUCUCCACCGAAGUCUAGAAUUGUGGUUGAAACAAGGUAAGAGUUGUACGGGUAUUGUAUUGGAAAUUUAGAACUUUAGUCGGCUUGUCUCCACCGAAGUCUAGAACUGUGGUUGAAACAAGGUAAGAGUUGUACGGGUAUUGUAUUGGAAAUGUAGAACUUUAGUCAACUUGUCUCCACUGAAGUCAAGAACUGUGGUUGAAAAUGGUGAAAGAGUCGUAUGGAUAGUACAAUAGAAAUAUAGAACUUUAGUCAGCUUGAAUACAGUCUUUAAUGGUUGGAACAGAGUUGAUGAAUGAGAUGAAAACAAAGACAGAAUAAUAAUAAGUUAUUGGUAAGUCUAGGAUAACAUCUUACAUGACAUGUGCUUCAUCUGUAUAUUUGGAAAUGUAGCAUUAUUUUAUUUUUAUCUAGUUGAUACUGGUUUUAUUUUAUAAUUUCUUAACAAAUUAUUUUGUUUAAUUAUAUGAUUUACUGUUGGAAGAGUUUAUUAAAUGGGAUGAUUAUGGACAUCACUCUCAAUUUAAUAGUUUCUAUAACAAUAUUUCUUAUGAAUUGGCCUUUUUGCAAUUUUACUGAUUUAAGUUAUAUCUUUCUUUCAGUACAUUUCCAUUAGAAAAGUAAUACAGAUCAUCUUUUAGAACACUGUCUUUUUUGUUUGGUAUGUAACAGUUUGACAAUCAUAUAUUAUUGUGUUUAUAAUAAGUAAGUCACUUUUUUCUGCGUGUGUUUAUUACAGGUUGAGUACAUUAUAUUAAAACAAUCUUGAAUAUGUAAAUUGGCAAUUCACACGACAACCACAACAGUGUAAUGGCAUGUAUUGGAACUACAUUUUGAUUUUGAUGUUCAAGAGUAGUGUGGGAAGGUUAUGUAACAGCUCCUUCUGAUACAAAAUACUCAUGAACUCAGAUAAUAAAGAUUUACUCUGAUUGGCGAUUCAGAAUUUUCAAGAUGGGAAUAUUCCUUGUACUUGAUGGUGUUAGAAAACAAAAGAAUUUGGAUUAAUUUGGGACCCCAGGACCAUCCAAAAAGAGACCUGUAACAAGUCAUUACCCAGCUGUGGUAAAAAUGUGUUUUGUCUUGUCAAAAGUGAGAAUCUAUAACAAAACAAAAUUCAGUAACAGAAGCAGUCCACAUGUUUCAUGCAAGAAUAUGCAACAUAAUCAAAAAGGAUCUCUACCUGAAAAGCAACACAAAUUACAUGUAGUCAAGUUGCUUACACAGAAUAUCUAUUCAGUCAUUGCAUAUAUCAGUCAUCUGGAGAAUGAAAUGGGUAUUCAUGCUAGCCCUUACAAAGAUACAAUCAGUCUAUGGAUUUCUUAUAUUAGCUGGAUUAUGGAAAGCCAGCAGGGAGAAGGGAAGUUGUGCUUUUGACAUGACAGCCUUAUGAUGGAGCCAUUUGCAAUGGAAACUAUGGUGCAGGGCUAUUGUUAAGAUGCACAGUCAUCAGAUAAGAGUAUUACCAGACCUAACAACAAUUUAAGGUUCCAAAAUUGUUUUAAUAUAACCUACUCAACCUCUGUAAUACUUUUGGAUGUUUUUAUCACAGAGGAAGCAUAAUUUUAUGUAGUGUAAUAUACAUGUGUCACAAGUGUCAUGUAUAUGGUGACAGUGUUACAGAAUUAUAAUUUAUAUAACAUGUAAAUAUUACAGAGUAUUUGGUGACAUUGCUAUAGAAAUAGAAGAGGUUGCUGAAAAUAUAUGGAAAAUAGAGAAUUAAUAAUAUAGGAUGGUACUCUUUUUGAAAACAUAUGCAAAAUUGAAGUUCAUUUUCCAUAAAACACGUAAUCCCUUUUUGAAAUUGAGAAGACCUUGUCGGUAUGUCCCAGGCCAUACUAAACAACGUUACUGUUUUUGUGGAUGAUAUGUAUACUGUACCUAUAUCCUUGAUGCCUUUUUAUUAAUCAUGAAAAAAUUAACAAAAUAAACAUCCUCUUUAUAUGUA